AUGAGUGACGGAGAAUCCUACAGUAGUCAACCUCCGGCAUUAGAGGAUGCAGAUCUUGACGAUGUUUCUUCGAACGCAUCUUUUGUCAGUGAUGACUCCGACAGUGUUUCCAUUGAUACAGACGCUAGCGAUGACUCGGAAUAUAGCUCGGACCACAGCGACCACCGCAAUAACAACGGAGCUUUAGGAACGCCCUUUGUUGUCCCUUUAAAAGAUGACAGCGACUCAGAGGAAUCCGACUCGGCGCCUCCAACUGCCCAUAACGGCAGCCGUGUCCGAAGGCAAUCUUCCAGCGCUGGAAGACUUAGUACUAUGAGGGCCGCUGGGGCCGCUGCACAAGCCACUGGCGAGGAAGGGCCCCGUCGGAGGGCACCUCCGAGGACUAAAUCAGGAGACGGACUUGCUGGAAGUGCCGGUGGCCCUCGUCGCCGUGCUCCAGCCCGUACCAAAUCGAGCGAAUUGACUUCUGCUCUUGUGGAGCCAAAAGAGGUGGAAGAGGAAGAGCCUGGCGGUGGUGAUAGAAAAGAGGAGGUAUUAAAAAGAAAUAUGGCAAGGCGCCAAAAAUCUAGUGAAAUGUUAACGGCCAUGCAGGAUGCGACUCGCAAGGCACCCAACCGAUCCAAGUCCAGCGGUGCGGCACUGCAAAGACGGCCACCUCCACGCACAAAAUCUGGAGAUAUGGGCAGUGCCGCAAUUGCUGGUGCAGGUGACGACAACCGCCCUCGCAGACGAGCGCCCAACAGAACGAAGUCAGGAGAUGGCCUUGGACCGCGCCGAAGACCGCCCCCAAGAACAAAGUCCGGGGAUGUAUCGUAG
Cylindrotheca closterium is the source of this 816-nucleotide messenger RNA. The record is from the annotation of a GenBank genome assembly. Lineage: Eukaryota; Bacillariophyta; Bacillariophyceae; Bacillariales; Bacillariaceae.